Molecule: messenger RNA, 3737 nt
Organism: Pecten maximus
Lineage: Eukaryota; Metazoa; Mollusca; Bivalvia; Pectinida; Pectinidae
Product: hepatocyte growth factor-regulated tyrosine kinase substrate-like
Exons: 16
Coding region: 79-2529 (816 amino acids)
Molecular function (GO): metal ion binding; ubiquitin binding; phosphatidylinositol binding
Source: RefSeq, a predicted model, not a curated record
CAUUCUCACGAGACUGUGAACUUGAGUCAUUUCGCAUAAUUUUGGUGUAUUUAUCGACAAAGACGUCAUCUUUGAAAGAUGUUCUCGAGAAGCUCACAGUUCGACAAGUAUUUAGAGAAAGCAACUAGUCAACUGUUACUGGAGCCAGACUGGGAUUCGGUGUUACAGAUAUGUGAUUCCAUAAGACAAGGCGAUGUAACCCCAAAGAAUGCAAUAGGUGGUAUAAAACGGAAAAUCACAGCAGACAAUCCUCACGUGGCUCUUUUUGCCUUGCAGGUGUUGGAGUCAUGUGUGAAGAACUGUGGAGGUGUAAUCCACCAGGAAAUUGCCACAAAAGAAAUGAUGGAAUUCUUAAAGGAUCAAGUUAAGGCAAGACAAGACCCAGUCAAAGCCAAACUCCUUGAGCUGAUACAGGUGUGGUCACAUGCAUUUCGCAAUGAACCUGUGUACAAGGUUGUCCAGGACACAUUCCACUUGAUGAAGAUGGAAGGGUACACCUUUCCAGCCCUGAAGGAAGCAGAUGCCAUGUUCACUGCAGAAAAAGCCCCAGAAUGGAAGGAAGGUGAUGUGUGCAAUCGUUGCAGGACAAAAUUUGGCACAUUCAACAGACAGCACCACUGUAGGAACUGUGGUGAGGUGUUUUGCUCCAAAUGUUCAUCUAAGAAUUCCAUCAUACCUAAAUUUGGAAUUGAGCGAGAGGUUCGUGUCUGUGAUUCCUGUUUUGACAGCAUCAACAAACCUAGUGCAAAGAAAAGCGAGGGUGGGGAGGAUGAUCUGCCAGCUGAGUACCUAGCGAGUCCCCUGUCCAAACAGUCCCAGGUAGUUCCUCAACAAAAGACUGAACAAGAAAUACAGGAGGAGGAAGAAUUACAGCUGGCCAUCGCCCUGUCUCAGAGUGAACAUGAGAACAAGGAAAAGGAGAGGUCACGUUUGAGGAAGAAUUACGGUCUUUACAGUGGCAGUACUAAUGAGCGACCGGCUUCUCCAGCCUCUGAACCAAAAACCCAAACCACAACUGUGUCGGCACCUAUGAUAGACACGGCGGAUAUGGAUCCCGAACUUGCUCGUUAUUUGAAUCGUAAUUACUGGCAACAGCGAUCAGAGGAGAAUAAAAACCAAGCUCCCACUACCCAGCCCUCGGCCCCAGUGGUUGCUGCAGAACCGAAAAUAUCUGGAGGAAAAAUUCUUGAGUCUUACCAGAAUGGAGAAUCUGAGGAUGACCAAGAGCAGUUCCUACGAGCACUCCAAAGUAGUUUGGAAAUCUUCGUUAACCGCAUGCGUAGCAAUUCUCAGCGUGGUCGUAGUAUUGCGAAUGAUUCGUCGGUGCAGUCAUUAUUCACAGUCAUCAGUAACAUGCAUCCUCAGCUGAUGAAGUACACACAGGAGCAGGAGGAUCUCCGAGCUCACUACGAAUCUCUCCAGGAUAAAUUGGCCCAGCUGCGUGAUGCACGAGAAGCCUUGAAUGCCCUGAGAGAUGAGCAUCGUGAGAAGAAAAGACGUGAGAUGGAGGAAUUAGAGAGACAGAGACAGAUUCAAAUGGCACAGAAACUGGAAAUCAUGAGACAGAAAAAACAUGAGUACCUUGAGAUGCAACGGCAGCUUGCUCUUCAGCGACUACAGGAACAGGAGAGGGAGAUGCAGAUGAGGUUUGAGCAGCAGAAACAUCUCACUCAGAUGAGGCAGUACCAAAAUUAUGGCUACCCACAGGUUCCACAGCAAUAUGGCCAUGUGCCACAGGUGGCAGGAAUGAUGCCUCAAGGACCUGGCAUGAUUCAACAGGGCAUGCCACCACUACAGCAAGGUAUGCCACCAGUUCAAAUGCAGGCAGGAAUUCCCCCCGGAGCGAGUCAGGCAUUCAGUCCUGGGGGAUCAUUAGAUGGGUCCCCAGUACACCAACUACACCAACAGCCACACAAUUAUGCUCCUCAAGGAGGCAUGAUCCCUGCUGGUACCUCAAACAUGGGUGUGGCCCCAGGAAGCAUGGCACAAGGACCAAUGAGUCAAGGGAGUAUGGGUGGGGCACCCACUCAGAUGGUGUCUAGUCAGCAGAUGUACACACAGCCUGGUUCACAGCCAGGCUACAGCCAGGCAGGUGCCCCCUAUCAGGCUAUGGCUUCAACUCUGCCAACAGCCAGUAUGUCAGGAACUUACCAGGAUCCUAGCAUGGCUGGACAAAACUAUCAACAACCACUUCAGUAUAACCCCACUUCCUCCCCUCCUAACAGUCUGCCUUCACAAGGGGGCAUGGUAGUGAAUCCAGGAUACACAGCGCCUCCAACUCAAAAUAUGGAUUACCAGGCAUUUAACAUGCAAGGCAUGGCUAGUGCACUGCCUUCCCAGACCCAACAGCAGAUGUACAACUCACCUCAGCAACCACAGUAUGUUGGUGGGGCCCCUGCUCAUCACCCACAGGGCCAGUACCAGCAGGGGGUUCCCCCUCAACAGAUGGCCCAGGGGGGUCAAGCUGCCCCUUCACAAGCACCCCCACAUGUACAACAAGCAGAGGGGGAGUUGAUCUCCUUUGAUUGAAAUGGAUGACUUUAGAAUGAAUGACUGAAGUUCUUUCUUUCUUUUCUUCAGUAACUCCAAUAACUGGUCCUUUCUAUUUAUACUGUGUAGACAGUAAGUGUUCAUUUAUACAUGUUAAUGUUUUUGUAAUUUUAAUUUAACUAUCAAAGAUUAGCAAUCAGCAUAUCUUGAAGCUUAAUUCAAAUCUUUUGUUGGAAAAUUACUGUGAUAUGUAAAAUAUUUCCCUGAGUAUUUGAGACUUGUUGCACAAGCUGUACACAUGUUUAUUUUUAUUGUCUUGAUGAUAUGAUAGUUAUAUUUAUCUGAUUAAUCCUAUUUAUAACUACACAAAAACAUCUAUUGGAUGAAUAACUACGAUUAUUCAAGAGCUUCAGUGUAAAUAUGUUUUUGCUUCAGUGUAUAUCAGAGCAGUAAGCUGAAUUUUGUAAGAUAUCAACAUAAAAAGCAAACUGUUAGACUGAAAUCUCAACACAUUGAAAUGCCUUGUCUCCUAUUUAUGUUUAAGGUCAGGUAUUGAUAAUGCACUAAUGCAGUCACAGUGAAGGUGUUUGUAUGUGUCUGUGCUGUGUAGCACAUGCUUUGUUAAAGUAAAAAUCUCUGUGCUCUUCAUGAAAAUGAUUUAUCUAAAUUUUCAAAAUAUUUGAUUUGAUAUUUAUGAUUUAGCAAACACAGGACAAAUUAUGACCACCAUUUAUAUUCUGAAAGUUAAAAAUUGUGUCUAGACCUAAUAGAUCUAGAGAUUGAAAAAUAAUUUGUGUGUUCUGUUGAUGGAUGUUCAUGGUAUGCUUUAUCUGUAGAUGUGGAUUUUAGGGAAUAUUGAAAUGCUGGUAUUCCCCAGUGAAACAGGUAGGUAGCUUUGUCCUGUUGGAAGUUUAAUUAUCAGAAAAAAGAAUUGCCCAAAGACAUCUCGAUGUAACAAAACCGAUUUGUUCUUAUUGAUAUCCUUUUUAAUCAAUGUUCUACUGUAUGAGGAAAGAAGUCCUGUUGGACUCAAAGAGAUGUGAAUAUUAAUUGUUAAAUAUUGUUGUAAAGGAUCCACAGACCUUUGCUAGGCAUAGAGAUGUGUCCCUCAUUCCAAAGGACUUGGCACAAAUGUACACAGAACUAAUGAGUUGGGAACUUGUCAAAUCACUGUGGCAUGUUCAGUUAGUUUCUUUAAAUGAAAUGCAAUAUUUGUUUCAUAUUUCAAGUUGACUGUAAGUAUAUGA